CACCCAAAAAAUCGUUAUCAGAUGAGAAGUUCAAACAAAAGAUAUAUCAAGGUAUAGCUUGUAGACAUUGAAAAUUAUUAUUGCAGUAAAAAUUCAAAAUUAUUGAAGAAUAAAUCGAAGAAAAUAUCUCAAAGGAAAGCCGGAAAUUAAGAAAAACUAAGUCGCGAACUGACCUUGCACAUCGAAAAUCGUCAUUUGUAGGCCAAGAUAAGUUCUUCCUAUUUAUUUCAUUCCUGUAUGUUUACAAUUUAAUUCUUACGCAAAAAAAUGAAAAUCUUCAUAUUUUGUCUCUCACAUGUGGGCAUGUAUGUAUGCACACAAUCAUAAGCUAUACCUUCUGCGAGCGGAUAUUGUCUGAGUAUUGUUUGAAACUCAAAUCGUGAAAUAAAAAGAAAUAAAAAAUAGAAUCGACUGUUCUUUAUUGUUUGCGAAUUGCUUGUUAGUUCGUAUAGUUUUUUAAAAACACUCUCAUCACUUGCCAUUACUACACAAAAGUCCAGAGUGUAAGCAACGCGGUCUUCAAAAACGAAAAUAUUAAAAUCAAAAUUCUAAGAAAUUAAUUAAAACAUAAUAAUGGAAUGUGAUAAAUUAGUAGAAAUUCCCGCUAGUGAUUGGAUUGAAUUACGAGACAUAUUUUUAUUGAAUUGGCCAGACAAUCAUGUAGCAUGGCAUACGAUAAAUAAUUAUGUAAAUUGGCACCGAAAACAAUCGUACAUACGGGACUUAAAAAUUUAUAGUUUAAAUAAUUCGUGGCGGAGUGAUGGAACUUAUGUUGUGGUUGAUCGAUACCAAUUAUUCAUCUAUUCCCUUCAAUUAUCAAACGACAAAUUAAAAAGAGCGCUUAGCUUAAUAGAUUGGACAAACGGAUACUUAGUCAGCUCAUUUUUAAGACGUCAUCGAUCAGCUGUUUUGGACAUAAUCAGUAGUAAAAAAUUAAAAGUUGAGACAGAAAAACUCACGUUUUUGUAUUACUUGUCCAAAGAGGAAGUAAAAAAGAAGCAUUUGGUUGCACCGAAUGACAUCACACUCAAACCUUUGUCUAUAGAUGAAGCUGAAUAUGUGAAUAAUGAAUGGCCUAGCAAAUGUUCUGGUUCCGAUUUUCUUGUUAAAAGACUCAUCGAUUGGAAUCCAAAUAUAGGAGCCUUUGACGAUAACAAUGAACUUAUGGGAUGGUGCAUGAGGCUACAAUCUGGUCCACUCGGUGGUCUGCAAGUUAACAAAAAAUUUAUGCGACGUGGCGUUGGCAGCCUUUGUGUACUUGCGAUGUGUAAAAUACUUGCCAACAUUAAUUUAGACACAUUCGCUCUGGUCGAUGAACUCAAUUUCAACUCACAAAAUAUGUUCGUAAAGCUUGGAUUUAAACACACAGAUGACGCAUACUGGCUCAGAACGAAGCCGACGAAUGGUAGCAAAAUGAAUUGGAUUGAUCAAGAAAUUUAUUACUAAUGUAUGAUUUAAGUUUGGGGUUCGUUCAUAAAUGAUGUUAAGUUGAGAUUGGUAUGAAUCUACUUCUAAAUCUUACUUUUUAUACAUAGGGUAUAUAUCUGGAGUAUACCAGUAUUGUAUGGAUAGCUAUAAUCCUAGGGUUAGGUGAAGAAGUAGGCUAAUAUGAAAAUUCCAGCUCUUGGAGUUGUGCUGCACAUUUAAAAACAUAACUGAAAAUCUGGUAAUAUUGAGGCAGGGAAGGAACCAAUAAAAUGUUAACAUGACAUCAUUUAUGAACAACCCUUUAGAUUAGAUAAAAAAAUUGUUACUUGCACUUUGUUUGCAUUUUUCAUUAUUACAAAAAUAUUUUUGCGGAAGCAAAAUUCACUGCUGUAACGAUAAUAAAAUAACUAUAUUUUCAUACUCAC
Molecule: messenger RNA, 1853 nt
Organism: Chironomus riparius
Lineage: Eukaryota; Metazoa; Arthropoda; Insecta; Diptera; Chironomidae
Source: the annotation of a GenBank genome assembly